Messenger RNA from Lacerta agilis (Sand lizard), 2900 nucleotides. It is a transcript of the gene KIF18A, whose product is annotated as kinesin family member 18A. Gene Ontology annotation, molecular function: microtubule binding; ATP binding; microtubule motor activity. NCBI's taxonomy places the organism in Eukaryota, Metazoa, Chordata, Lepidosauria, Squamata, Lacertidae. Gene Ontology annotation, biological process: microtubule-based movement. The record is from RefSeq and is a predicted model, not a curated record. The transcript is spliced from 17 exons.
GCCCGAAGAAGCGGCGCGGGUUGCUGAUCAGCAAGGAGGGUCCCUGAUGCCCGGCAGAAGAAACAGAAUUUCCUUUAUAUGACAAAUCUUCCACAGACACCAUAACUGCCCUUCGUAAUGUCUACUACUGUUCAAGAAGAUGUCUGCAAUCAUGUGAAGGUAGUGGUCCGGGUUCGUCCAGAAAGUCAGAAAGAGAGAGAUGGCAACUUCAGGAAAGUGCUCCAAGUUGUCGAUAAGCAUAUGUUGGUCUUUGAUCCCAAAGUGGAGGAAGUCAGUUUCUUUCAUGGGAAAAAAGUUCCAUGCCGUGAUCUUAACAAGAGGCAAAACAAGGACCUCAAAUUUGUAUUCGAUGCUGUAUUUGACGAACAUUCUUCCCAGCUGGAGGUCUUUGAAGACACUACCCUGACCAUGCUGGAUGGCUUUUUAAAUGGAUAUAAUUGCACAGUGCUUGCUUAUGGCGCAACUGGAGCUGGGAAGACUCAUACGAUGCUGGGCUCCCAGGAAGACCCUGGAGUGAUGUACCGGACCAUGAUGGAGCUCUACAAUGCCAUAGAGCGGAUGAAAGAGGAGAAGCAUUGCACUAUUGCCGUUUCUUACCUUGAGGUCUACAAUGAGAAGAUACAUGAUUUGCUUGUAAGUUCAGGACCACUGGCCGUUCGAGAAGAUCCUCAAAAAGGAGUGCUGGUUCAUGGGUUAACAAUGCAUCAGCCGAAAUCUGCCAUGGAGAUCUUGCAAAUAUUGGACUAUGGAAACAAAAACAGAACACAGCAUCCCACUGAUGUGAAUGCCUCCUCAUCUCGGUCCCAUGCUGUCUUUCAGAUCUAUUUGAGACAACAAGACAGGACAGCAUGUAUCAAUCAAAAUGUCCGUAUUGCCAAAAUGUGCCUCAUUGACUUGGCAGGCUCGGAACGUGCCAGCGCCACAAAGGCCAUGGGAGCUCGUUUUAGAGAAGGGGCAAAUAUUAAUCGCUCACUGCUAGCCCUUGGCAAUAUCAUUAAUGCUCUGGCAGACCCAAAAAAGAAGAACCAGCACAUUCCUUAUCGGAACAGCAAGCUUACUCGUUUACUGAAGGAUUCUCUAGGAGGAAAUUGCCGUACGAUAAUCAUAGCUGCCGUUAGCCCUUCUUCUCUGUUCUAUGAUGACACAUAUAACACUCUUAAAUAUGCCAAUCGAGCCAAGGACAUCAAAUCCUCUCUGAAGAGCAAUGUUGUAAGCUUGGACAGCCAUAUAAGUCAAUACGUUAAGAUUUGUGAAGAACAAAAGAAAGAGAUCAUAAUGCUGAAAGAGAAACUACGAGUCCUUGAGUUGGAAAAAACAUCUUCUCCUGACAGACGUGCCACAGAUCAACAACAGGUGGAAAUUUCAAGGUUUAGAGAAAUUUUGAAGUGUGUGUUCGCAAAUCGAGAGGAAAUCAGGCAAGAGUUACUGAAGCUUGAACUGCGCCAUAAAGAAAACAUCCUUAAAACCCAUUAUCAGAAAAAUUGCCAUGAACAAGUUGAAAUGAUGUGCGCUCCGGAGAGAAUGGAGAGGGCGACUGACAAGCACGACCACCGGCUUGCGUUACUUAAAACCCGGCGCUUGCAAAUAGAGCAGAGGGAAGCGGAAGAGACUAAACGCUUUGAGGACAACAGUAAUUGGUUGCACCGGGUCGAAAACGAAAUGCGCCUCCUGGGUCAAGAUGGCCAUGUUCCUCAGGAGCUCAUCCGAGAUCUGCAGUACUGCCAUUUGAAGUUGGAAGUGAAAGAUUUGAGAACUCAGACUGAAUACAUGAGGACUCUUGCAUCCCUCCAAGAACAGCAAUAUAAACAGACAGAAAAAAUACUAAGUGCUUUGCUUCCUGUUCUAAGAAAGCAGUACGUAGCUUUGAAAACAGCGGGGUAGCAACAGUGCUGUUGAGGGAUGACUUUCAAGGUGUUUGCGCAGCUGAUUCACAGAGAGAAGCCGUGGUCUGGGCUGACCAGAUGACUGAAAAAAGAACCAAAACAAAAUGAUUCACCAGUGAUGUCUGCUAUCAUGGCCUUUCCACAACUUGUGAGUUACCAGAAUACUCCUUGCCGUAUGGCAUCAGAGAAAGUUAAGACCCAUGUGGAACUUGAGGCAGAAUACGGAGUACCUCCUAACAAAAGAAUAAGGCGGAAAUUGAUGGAGUCUCCCAUGGCAGUGCAAAGUCCUCAGCAAUCCAGUCAGCCAAGCCCUAAUCACCUGGUGGAUUCCAUCAGCAAAGCAUUCCACCCCAUUCUGUAUACACCCAUGGGCUGCCGGAAGCCUGUGGAGAACCUGCAUACUGAGACUGUGGUAAAGCAAGUGUUAAAUACAGCAGCAGGCCUUCAAGAAAUAAACAGCCGCACUGCACAGGCUCAGGAGCCAUUAAAGCAGGAGAGCCAUGGGGAUAACAUAUGCAUCGUGACUCCAGAGCGCCUCAUGAACUCGACAGUUACUCUAUACGAAAGCAACAUGGGCAGUACAGACUACCCUCCCAACGAAUCCGAAAGCAAAUUGCAGGUGACCGACAGCAGCAACAAUAGUUUACAAAGACUUGCUGUCGCUCCAUCGUUAAAUAGGCAACCAGACCCUAUACAUAAUAAGCCCUCUUAUAUGGCAAUGACAUCUGCUGCUGAGAGGAAAAGGAAGUUAUUAUGUUCAAUAUCAAACAGCGAGAUUACAAAUCAGCACGGUCAUACAACUGCAAAGCGUAUUAAACAAGACAGCAUGUUAAGUUAUAAAUCUCUAAGAGUCCCUAAAUCGACAGAAACUAGAACAAGAAGCUGGAAGCAACAUGAAGAGCUAAGAAAACGUGUCAGAAACAACUGCAAGGAAAAUGCAACCUUAGACACGAAACUCAAGACAUCCAAAAAAGCAUUUUAAAUUACCUACGCUGAAAUAAAUCGUUGCUUUAUACA